UUUGUCGCUCAUCCCAACUGCCAGCAGCAAUUGCUUACCAUGUGGUAUGAAAACCUCUCAGGCUUACGGCAACAAUCUAUAGCUGUGAAGUUCUUGGCAGUCUUUGGGGUCUCCAUUGGCCUGCCCUUCCUCGCCAUAGCCUACUGGGUUGCUCCCUGCAGCAAGUUGGGACGUACCCUGCGAAGUCCUUUCAUGAAGUUUGUGGCACACGCAGUUUCUUUCACAAUCUUCCUUGGACUGUUAGUAGUGAAUGCUUCAGAUCGGUUCGAAGGAGUAAAAAACCUUCCCAAUGAGACCAUCACGGAUCAUCCAAAACAAAUAUUUAGAGUCAAAACAACUCAGUUCUCGUGGACAGAAUUGCUGAUCAUGAAGUGGGUAUUGGGCAUGAUAUGGUCAGAGUGCAAGGAGAUCUGGGAAGAGGGGCCCCGUGAAUACGUGGUGCAUCUGUGGAACCUGCUGGACUUUGGGAUGCUGUCCAUCUUUGUGGCAUCCUUCACCGCCAGGUUCAUGGCUUUUCUCAAAGCGACUGAAGCACAACAGUACGUAGAUCAGUACGUUCAAGAUGAUGACCUCAAUAAUGUCACCCUUCCCCCUGAAGUUGCUUACUUUACUUAUGCCAGGAACAAGUGGCUUCCCUCGGAUCCUCAGAUCAUUUCAGAAGGACUGUAUGCAAUAGCUGUGGUACUCAGCUUCUCCCGCAUUGCUUACAUUCUUCCAGCCAACGAAAGCUUCGGCCCCCUGCAGAUCUCUUUGGGGAGGACUGUGAAGGAUAUCUUCAAGUUCAUGGUCAUCUUCAUCAUGGUGUUCCUGGCCUUCAUGAUUGGAAUGUUCAACCUUUACUCUUACUACCUUGGUGCGAAAUACAACCCUGCUUUUACAACGGUAGAAGAAAGUUUUAAAACCUUAUUCUGGUCAAUAUUUGGCUUAUCUGAAGUGAUAUCUGUGGUGCUGAAGUAUGACCAUAAAUUCAUUGAGAAUAUUGGAUAUGUACUCUAUGGAGUAUAUAACGUGACUAUGGUGGUGGUGCUGCUUAAUAUGCUAAUAGCCAUGAUCAACAACUCCUAUCAGGAAAUUGAGGAGGAUGCAGAUGUGGAGUGGAAGUUUGCGCGUGCAAAGCUCUGGCUAUCCUACUUUGAUGAAGGAAGGACUUUACCUGCUCCUUUUAAUCUAGUGCCAAGCCCUAAAUCAUUUUAUUAUCUCAUACUGAGAAUAAAAAUGUGCCUCAUAAAACUCUGCAAAUCUAAGGCCAAAAACUGUGAAAAUGAUCUUGAGAUGGGGAUGCUGAAUUCCAAACAACGGAAAGUUCGUUUUCACUCUAGCACUCGAAAUACUGAAAUUUUUUCUGGGAAGAACGCUUAUAACAAGCCCACAAGAUAUCAGAAAAUAAUGAAGCGUCUGAUUAAGCGGUAUGUACUGAAGGCUCAGGUUGACCGAGAAAAUGACGAGGUCAAUGAAGGAGAACUUAAGGAGAUUAAGCAAGAUAUUUCUAGUCUCCGCUAUGAACUGUUAGAGGAAAAGUCACAAGCUACUGGUGAGCUGGCAAAACUAAUACAGCAGCUGAGUGACAAAUUUGGGAAGAACUUAAAUAAGGACAUUUGA
Apaloderma vittatum (bar-tailed trogon) is the source of this 1599-nucleotide messenger RNA. RefSeq names its product short transient receptor potential channel 7. The annotation marks the transcript as partial. The record is from RefSeq and is a predicted model, not a curated record. The transcript is spliced from 9 exons. Gene Ontology annotation, biological process: manganese ion transport; calcium ion transmembrane transport; regulation of cytosolic calcium ion concentration. Gene Ontology annotation, molecular function: store-operated calcium channel activity; inositol 1,4,5 trisphosphate binding. Gene Ontology annotation, cellular component: membrane; cation channel complex. Lineage: Eukaryota; Metazoa; Chordata; Aves; Trogoniformes; Trogonidae.